Molecule: messenger RNA, 324 nt
Organism: Gloeophyllum trabeum ATCC 11539
Lineage: Eukaryota; Fungi; Basidiomycota; Agaricomycetes; Gloeophyllales; Gloeophyllaceae
Exons: 3
Coding region: 1-324 (107 amino acids)
Source: RefSeq, a predicted model, not a curated record
AUGUCAGCUGCGAGACACCCAGAAGGGUCAGAGCCGAGCUACGGGACGUCGCUCAGUUGGACGCUGAAAGAGUCCGCUGCAUCCACAACUGCGGACGCUGUUCCGGCUCUUGGGCUCACUGAAAAGGAAGCGCGGAAGCUAGAAUCCGAAGAGCACAAAGCCCUGGGUUACCGCCCACCCUCCGACUCCCUCGCUGCCCAAGCAAAGUCUGAAGCCUCCAUGAAUCCCCAAGGCGCGGGGGGCACUGAGCUAAACCGUGCGGAAUUGAGAGGGCUUGCGCAGGCAGACGCUGCUCGGGUCGAGGCGGAACGAGGGAACUUGUAA